UAUUGAAUCGCUCAUAAUAUUUGUUGUUCAAUCAACUUCGCAAAAACCCAAAGCGGAUAAGGAUUUAAAAAAAAAAAAAAAAAAACUAAACCUAGGUGAAUCCAAUCAGUGUGUGUUUGAUCCAAAUUAAGAAAGAUGGAGGGUGGAAAUAACAACAAACAUGGUGGUUCGGACGACAAGGACAAAGGGCUGUUAUCUAAUCUUGCUGCGUACGCUGCUGGAGCAGGACAUUAUCCUCACCAUGGAGCUUACCCUUCUGCACCCUAUCCUCCCCAAGGCUACCCUCCAGCUGGUUAUCCACCACCGGGUUAUCCCCCUUCCGGAUAUGGGUAUCCUCCCGCAGGGUAUCCUCCGCCACAUGGAUAUCCUCACGGAGGGUAUCCACCAGCAGGGUACCCUCCUCCUCACGGAUACCCCCCGGCAGGUUAUCCUGGCGCAUCCCAUUCAGGGCUUGGAGUGGGAGGACUCCUUGCCGGAGGUGCAGCUGCUGCUGCUGCUGCUUAUGGUGCUCACCACAUGGCUCAUGGGAUGUACCAACCUCAUGGUGGUUACUAUGGCCACCACGGGAAGUUUAAGCACGGGAAGUUCAAGCAUGGCAAGCAUGGCAUGUAUGGGAAGCACAAAUUCAUGAAAAGAUGGAAGUGAUGCAACAAAGCAACCCUUGUUUGGCUUGUUUCGCUGCUGGCAUUCUACUGUCAUCGUUUUAUAUCCCUGUUUAUCGCAAACAUAUUUCUUCCAUCAUUGUUUUGUAUAUAGUUAUGCAGUUCGUUACUGAAUAUUUUGUUGGUGAAAUUUAAUUUCUGAAAUUCUGUGA
Salvia hispanica is the source of this 814-nucleotide messenger RNA. RefSeq lists its product as uncharacterized. The record is from RefSeq and is a predicted model, not a curated record. Lineage: Eukaryota; Viridiplantae; Streptophyta; Magnoliopsida; Lamiales; Lamiaceae.